Messenger RNA from Amaranthus tricolor (Joseph's coat), 885 nucleotides. RefSeq lists its product as uncharacterized. NCBI's taxonomy places the organism in Eukaryota, Viridiplantae, Streptophyta, Magnoliopsida, Caryophyllales, Amaranthaceae. The coding region runs from base 267 to 719 and encodes 150 amino acids. The record is from RefSeq and is a predicted model, not a curated record. The transcript is spliced from 4 exons.
AAUUCAAAAAAUUUAAAUUUUAUUAUAUUGAAUUCACUUUGAUUUUCAUUGUCUUUACCCUUGUAGAUUUGGAGAGGCAACGAACAACUUAUGAAGCGCAUAUAAACAAAGCAGCACCAACUGAAUUGCCAGCAACUAAAUCGCCAACAACUGAUGCGCCGACCUUGAAUGACCAUAACUUGAUUCAUGGAGACGAUCUUCAAGGUUAUGAAGAAACUGCUACACCAAUCUUGAAUGACCAAGCAUCAGAAGGCGUCAUUACCUUAAUGGAUGAAAGCAUACUUGGUAAGAGAAAGAAAAGAAGCAACUUUGUUAGUAGAAUUGAAGUGGGCUUGCAAGUGAAUGAAGCUUUAGAUCCACAACCAAGGCAAACUAUCACUCGAAAGGAGGUGGAGCAAGUUAAUGGUGAUGAGAUAGAUAGAAAUACAGCAACUAGUAAGAUCAAAGGAAGAAGUAAGAGAGGAAUGUACAAGAGUUACGUGGUUGACAUGAAAAUUAAAGGGAGAGGAUCGAAAUUGAAGAUCACAAUACCUGAUGAAAUUGACCGAGCAAUUGGAGAAAAUGCUCGUCACUUAGUUAAUGAUUUUGGGCGUGUUGUGAGGACAAAAGCUCCCUUGAAUGUGAAAAGUUGGAAAGAAGCAUUUGAGGCAGCUGGAGAAAGUAUGUUGAAGGAAAUACAGGAGAAGUUUGAAAUUGAUAAGUCUAGUGACUACUUCUGAAUGUAUGCAUUUGUCUUAGAGACCAUGCAACGUUUAUAUAGAUUGUACAAGUGUAGGUUGCACAAUUACUACAAAAGUGCGACAUGCGGAAAAACUAACGAGGAGCUCAAAAAGAAUCCUCCUCUUGACUUACCCCAACCUCAAUGGGAAUAUCUGAUCAAGUCUU